Messenger RNA from Penicillium atrosanguineum, 879 nucleotides. Its product is annotated as sulfotransferase family protein. Bases 1 to 879 code for a protein of 292 amino acids. NCBI's taxonomy places the organism in Eukaryota, Fungi, Ascomycota, Eurotiomycetes, Eurotiales, Aspergillaceae. The transcript is spliced from 4 exons. The record is from RefSeq and is a predicted model, not a curated record.
AUGUCGCGGGGUAUCGAUCAAAUGCCCGUACUGGGAGAAGUCAAGAAGAUGAAAGUGAUCGUUGCGAGUCCUAGUCGCUCAGGUACCCUCGGUCUGUAUAAGGCGAUGCAGAUUCUAGGCUACAAGCCGUACCACAUGUACGAAUGUUGCGCCAUUGGCGGCGUUCCCCACAUGAGGACAUUCAAAGAAGGAAUCAUCGCUGAAACCAAUCGGCUUUCUGGAGGGAAGAGAUACUCGAAAGCCGAUUUCGAUAACUGGUUGGGAGAGUAUGACUGUCUAAUCGAGAUCCCGGCUUAUGCGGGAAUGGAUAUGAUCCGAGCAUAUGUCCAAGAUCCGAAUGUCAAAUUCAUCCUCACUGAGAGGUCACCUGAAAGAUGGGCAAUUUCUGUCAACAACACAGCCGCCGAAGUCGUGGCCCUCGCCGACCGUUUCCCAGUCUCGAUCCUAAAGUACUUCGACUCGUUUCUGUACCAGUUCUUUGCCCUCAAUCAGGUCAUUUAUCGUGCAAUUGCCGGCGGGACAAUGCCCGGCGAUCCGGACAAUGAAAGAAUGCUGCAGAGGUGGUAUAUCGAGUAUAUGAAAGAAGUGAAAGAUAUCAUUCCCGCCGAUCGCAUGUGUCUGAUUCAGCUCAAAGAUGGCCUCGACUGGGAAAAGAUCUGUCCGUUCCUGGGUGUGCCGAUUCCAAAGGAUGAGUACCCAGAUCGAAACGAGCCUGAAAAGUUCCAAGCCAUGGUGCAGAGCUUCGUGCAGCCAAAGCUCACAGCGGCUAUGAUCAGGUUCAGUUUGGUAGCCGUUCCAACCUUCGGAACUGCCGUCUGGGCGACAUGGAAAUAUGGCCCGUCCAUUGUGUCCGGGAUUCGAUUCGGCUCAUGGUUCUGA